Molecule: messenger RNA, 1051 nt
Organism: Colletotrichum acutatum
Lineage: Eukaryota; Fungi; Ascomycota; Sordariomycetes; Glomerellales; Glomerellaceae
Exons: 3
Coding region: 1-663 (220 amino acids)
Source: RefSeq, a predicted model, not a curated record
AUGCCUACCGGUACCCGCCUGCGCGAUGUGCGAGCAGUGAUAUCACAAUAUAGCUCGCUACCAACGAAUCAUGAUGACCUCCCUGCUACAUUCAGACUGAGGCUCAAGCUGGGUCAGCCAUAUGCGGGGCAGAUGGGAAGAUGGCAUCAUCAAACACGUCGUUCAGCUCUCGUACUUGAUGCUGGAAAGCUUGUGGCUCUUCUCAGCUGCCUGGCAAAUUUGCUAGGCUAUCUCACUAAUACUGAAUUCUACGUUCUCGCCAAAGAUAUCCCAUCGCGCUUCGGCCAACAGCUUGAACUCGAUGACAACAAGUCAAGACGAGUCCUCAUCGUCUUACUUAGCUUCUCAUCCACUUUGGCUAAGCCCAUGGCGGUUCCCAUUACAAACCUGAUGCAAGGCUCGAGCUAUGGUGAAGAAGUGAAGAACAACAACGCCACUUACAGAGUCAAAGUCAGACAACCCCAAUCGGUUACAUGGUCCAACCUGCUCGUUUGGACUGUCGCUAGUGGAACAUACUGCAUUCGCGAUCAUCAGAGCGAGAUGCGGCUCACCAUCCCGGCGCCCCCAACGCCGUCCCGAGAUGAUCGCCAUGACGAAUGGACAGGCCUCCCCCUUGGCGUAGCCCACUCGCUCCUACCUAACUCUGCAGGUUGGACGUUGUAAACGCGCGUUGAAAUUACGAAGAGACAAUCCAGCUGCGUUCAUGUGCCUCGCUCCAAACCUCCAAAGUGAUGCGAAACACCCCUUUGACGUCAUGCCUUUUGCCCCCACGCCCAUGGCAGAAUCACGACCGCAGAACGACUGCACAAUGCUGAAAUCGGGCACGUGGCACGUUACAUCAUCACUCCAUCGCCAUUGGCCACGGGCGUCUCGAAAUAAACGGCCUUGAAUCAUCUCCCGAGUCGACCGUUUGGAUGGCAACACGACAAUAGUGCGGACGUUUAAUCACAACGUUAACGAGCCAGUCGGGCGCUUGCCUCCCUGAGCCUCGGCCACGUAUAUCCUGACGUCGCGAGACCAUCCUUUGCGGCAGUCUCUCCGAACCCAUUUG